Messenger RNA from Mandrillus leucophaeus (drill), 1129 nucleotides. Its product is annotated as olfactory receptor 5AP2. The transcript has a single exon. Gene Ontology annotation, cellular component: membrane. Gene Ontology annotation, molecular function: G protein-coupled receptor activity; odorant binding; olfactory receptor activity. NCBI's taxonomy places the organism in Eukaryota, Metazoa, Chordata, Mammalia, Primates, Cercopithecidae. The coding region runs from base 25 to 975 and encodes 316 amino acids. Gene Ontology annotation, biological process: sensory perception of smell; G protein-coupled receptor signaling pathway. The record is from RefSeq and is a predicted model, not a curated record.
UUCUUUCUUAUUGCAGCUCAAAGGAUGAGACUUAUGAAAGAGGUUCGAGGCAGAAAUCAAACAGAAGUGACAGAAUUUCUCCUCUUAGGACUUUCCGACAAUCCAGAUCUACAAGGGGUCCUCUUUGCAUUAUUUCUGUUAAUCUAUAUGGCAACCAUGGUGGGCAAUUUGGGGAUGAUUGUAUUGAUUAAGAUUGAUCUCUGUCUCCACACUCCCAUGUACUUCUUUCUCAGUAGCCUCUCUUUUGUGGAUGCCUCUUACUCUUCUUCCGUCACUCCCAAGAUGCUGGUGAACCUCAUGGCUGAGAAUAAGGCCAUUUCUUCUCAUGAAUGUGCUGCCCAGUUCUACUUCUUUGGCUCCUUCCUGGGGACUGAGUGCUUCCUGUUGGCGAUGAUGGCAUAUGACCGCUACGCAGCCAUUUGGAAUCCCCUUCUCUACCCAGUACUCAUGUCUGGGAGAAUUUGCUUUUGGCUAAUAGCUACCUCCUUCCUAGCAGGUUUUGCAAAUGCAGCCAUACACACAGGGAUGACUUUUAGAUUGUCCUUUUGUGGCUCUAAUAGGAUCAACCAUUUCUACUGUGAUACCCCACCGCUGCUCAAACUCUCUUGCUCUGAUACCCAUGUCAAUGGCAUUGUGAUCAUGGCUUUCUCAAGUUUUAAUGUCAUCUGCUGUGUUAUGAUUGUCCUCAUUUCCUACCUGUGUAUCUUCAUUGCCAUCUUGAAGAUGCCUUCGUUAGAGGGCAGGCACAAAGCCUUCUCCACCUGUGCCUCUCACCUCAUGGCUGUCACCAUAUUCUUUGGAACAAUCCUCUUCAUGUACUUGCGCCCUACAUCUAGCUACUCAAUGGAGCAGGACAAGGUUGUCUCUGUCUUUUAUACAGUAAUAAUCCCUAUGCUAAAUCCCCUCAUCUAUAGUUUAAAAAAUAAGGAUGUAAAAAACGCCCUAAAGAAGAUCUUACAGAAACACAUCUUGUAAAGCCAUGUCACACAUCAUUUGUUAUGAAGAAGAAAACACAUUUUCAUGUUAAUUGUAUUCUCUGAUUGUUUAAGUUGUUUCUCUGUGUUAAAGUAGAUAAUUUAAGAUGAAGUAUACUUUUAAAUACCCUAGUAUAAUACACACACACACACAC